This is a messenger RNA of Notolabrus celidotus (New Zealand spotty), 5325 nucleotides long. RefSeq names its product double C2-like domains, delta (gene doc2g). NCBI's taxonomy places the organism in Eukaryota, Metazoa, Chordata, Actinopteri, Labriformes, Labridae. The coding region runs from base 313 to 1629 and encodes 438 amino acids. Gene Ontology annotation, cellular component: membrane. The record is from RefSeq and is a predicted model, not a curated record. The transcript has 11 exons.
CAGUCCGCAGCUUUGGUUUGUUUGGCUGGCUCCUUUUUAUAUUUAUGUGGGUCAACAAAAACAAAAAAAGUUACUUUAACAGUAUAUUUUGUCGAAGUUACCACAAGCCACCGAUAGUUUUAGUGAAAUGCAGCAACUUUGUGCUUCUUUGAUGAUUAAGGACCGAGUUAAUUUUGUUAUUAACGAGAAACGCGUGGGAGUGGAAGAUGUCAGUCAGACUGCGAAUUCCAACAUUGAGUAUACUAAAGUGGUGGAGACGAGACUCACAAUGAGGAAUGUAAAGAAGACGAGGAGGAGGAAGAGGAUGUCUAAAUGAGCUGCAUUCAAACACCCUGUUCAACAGUCCACAUGAGCGUCUCCAAACCCCCUCCGCCCCCCUCCACCACCCACCUCGUCAUCCCUCCCUCUUCCACCUCCAUCCCUUCCUCGUCCGCCACCUCCCCCUCGGCAACGCCCCACUCCACCGCCCUCCCCCCUCCCUCGCCGGUCAAGAUCUCUAUGCAGGAGCACUUUGCCAUCAACGUGUGCCCGGGCCCCAUCCUCCCCAUCCCGCAGAUCUCAGACUUUUUCCCGCGUUUCCACGACUACCCCUGCACGCCCCCGCCUCCGAGGGAGAAGAAGAUCCUAAAAGAGGAGACGUUCAACGGGGAGACAGUUGGAGGGUACAAGGAUGGGGAGAGGAGGGAGAGCCACGAUGGAGAGAGGGAGGAGGCUGUCGACUCAGAUGACGAUGACACCUACCUGGGAACAUUAGAGUUCAAUCUGCUCUUUGAUCAGGAGAACAACUGUCUUCAUUGUACUAUUCACAAGGCGAAGGGACUGAAAGCCAUGGAUUCCAAUGGGCUGGCAGAUCCAUACGUCAAGCUUCAUCUUCUCCCCGGGGCUAGCAAGGCAAACAAGCUACGCACAAAAACCUUGAAGAAUACGCUGAACCCAGUGUGGAAUGAAACUCUGAUUUAUCACGGCAUCACAGCAGCCGACAUGACCACCAAAACGCUCAGGCUGUGUGUGUGUGACAUGGACAGACUUGGAAGAAAUGAAUUCAUCGGAGAGGUGAGAGUGGCUCUGAAGAAACUGAGGGAGGGAGAGAACAAGCGCUACAAUAUGGGCCUGGAGAGAAUUGCACAGAAUAAAGAGGCCAACAAUCAAACGGUGGAGCAGGGAGCAGUCGUUGCAGAGGAAGAGCGUGGUCGCAUUCUGGUGUCACUGUGCUAUAACACAGAGAAAGGCUGCCUGCUGGUUGGGAUCAUACGCUGUGCCCAUCUGGCUGCCAUGGACUCCAACGGCUACUCUGACCCCUUUGUCAAAAUAAUCCUUCAGCCAGAUAUGGGGAAGAAGUCCAAGAACAAGACUUCAGUGAAGAAAAAGACUCUCAACCCAGAAUUCAAUGAGGAGUUUUCAUACGAUGUAACCUUGGACCAGCUGGCGAAGAAAACCCUGGAGAUCUCCGUGUGGGACUACGACUUGGGAAUGAGCAACGACUUCAUAGGUGGAGUAGAGCUGGGCAUCAAUGCAAGCGGACAAAGACUCAAACACUGGUUCGAGUGUCUCAAAAACAAAGGGAAGAAAGUGGAAUACUGGCAUACGCUCACACAGCAAGGAGCCCCGAGCAGUGACAAACCGGACUAGAUUACACCAGACGUUCAUGCAUAGAAACACACCCGAACACACACACACUAACACACACUUGUCUAACUGAAGGAUGGUUGACAAAAGAGACCAAGCAACGCCAGAAUAAAGGAUAAAAAAAUGCAAUAAUGAUGUUAAAAAAAUGAAGUUCCUCAUUUAACACCAAUACAAGUAUUAGUAUAAUAUUCAUACUAAUAUUAGUGAUGGUAAUAAUGUGUUAUCUGAAUACAUUUUUUAAAAUGUAUUUUUUUCUAAAGGUCAACCAAAUUGUGACAAUGUCCUCAUUAAAGUGUUGACGUAACAAAACAGUACUCACAGAAAUUGUGCUUUAGACCUCACUGUAUUGUGGAAGUGGCUCAUUGUGAAAAUUUACACCUGAUGAAGACAUUUGAGAUUAAUGUACUCAAAUUCAUUCAGUGAAAGGGGCCAAAAGUGUGUGUGCAUACGUACAAGUGACUCAUAAUGUGGUGUAUAGUUACAGAUACGAGGGUGAUUGUGUUGUAAGAAGUCUCUAAUUUAGUGGUUGUUGAUCUGAUGCAAAACAACACACAGUCUUAUAAAGCACAAAAUGAUCCAUUUGGUGGAUUUGUACAUUUACCGUUUCAGUGUUCUUGUUCUUAUGUCUCUCAUUGUCUUUCAGUGACAGUGGCUUUCUUCAUAUCAGACAUUGAAAUGUCAGUGUGUGUGUUUGUGUGUGUGUGCAUGAGGGCUAUGAGAAUAUGAGUGCCUACAUUUUCUGUCUGUGUUGUGUGUGUGCGUGUGUGUGUGUGUGUGUGUGUGUGUGUGUGUGUGUGUGUGUGUGUGUGUGUGUGUGUGUGUGUGUGUGUGUGUGCGUGUGUGUGUGUGUCUGCAUUCAAGCCAUGCCCCAUUCAAAAUGUUUCUGUCAAACUGCAGAAGCACAGAGGUGUGAAGAAAUAAUAACAAAGGACAACAGAAACCCGUACAGGAGCGAAAUACUCUGCGGCCUCCACCACAGACACCACCACAGGCCUCAGUGGGUGUGAGUGUCCCAAGCUGCAGGACUCUGAGAAGCUGUCAAUUGUACAUCCCAGACCUUUGUCACCUCUCUCCCCCAGAGCCAGAAACUUUAAGAAUUGAAUACAUCUUGCUAAAUAACCUCUGACCGCUCUUUUUGACUCUCCCUGAUGAAAAAGUUGUGUCAGUGGCAGGCAGAACGGAUAUUACUUUUGGAGGUUAUGCUUUUACCUUUACUUCCCAAGCAGGAUUUAUUUCCUCUGUGGCUCCAAUUUUGCUCCAAUAGAGUCAUCAAUGAUGCAACAUUUUUUUCCCUGCAGAGCAAUAUCAAAGCUGUUCUAUACAUUUGGAUACUCAGGCUUUGAUUGGUCCUGCUUUCUGAGAUAUGAGACCCAGAGCAUGUUAAUCUCCCUUAAUUCACCUAUUUACUCCAUCAGUCAUGAAUGUAUACAAAAAAAAAUGUAAACAAACCAUUUCAUGAAGUUAGUGCUGUGAUCACUAUCCAGUUCAGUCAUUUACUUAUAACUGAUGAAAUAUCAGGUUGUCUAGAGGCUUGUGAAUUUCAUCCUCUGGACAGGAAACAUGACCUCUACAAGUAUUGUGUUAAUGUCAUGAGGGUUAACAGUGUGCAGAUUGGAGAAAUGCAGGCUAAAUUUAUCAUAUUCAAACAGCGGCCAUAAUUCUCUGUGAUCACUUUCAUGGUGGAAAGCUAAAAUACUGUUAUAAUAUUUAUAAAUCUUGAUAAUGUAGUGUAUUUGACAAUUCUCAUCCUGUUGGUAUUUAAUGAGCAACUGAAAAUACCAUAUGUAAUGAAAAUCAAGAGGGACAUCUGGCGAUAUUUCAAACAAAACAACCCUUUAGCUACCACAGCUACAACAGCGAGCUAUCAACCAUUUCCUCGCUUACAGCUUGUUUACAUUAAGUUACUGGGUAAAAUUACAUUUUAUAGGAAUUUAUGCCUUUCCUGUUUUAUCUUGUUACACUACCAAAGACUAAUAUUAGCUUAUAGCCACUUCCUAGCUUACAGUAAUAUUGGCUAGUGAAUGGCUAAAUGCUAACCUUAGCUGCUGUCUGGCUAUAGCUAGUGUAGCUCGCUUAAAUAUGGCCUUAUUCCCUCCAAAUUAUUUUCACACAUUGUCUGUUCAGUUGCUGGCCAACUUUUAAAUGGGGAAUUGGUAAUAAUUUUUUAGAUAGCCACACCUGACUCUAUUUCAGAACAAAAAACCUAUUUGAUUAGUCACUGUCAGACAACAGUUCAGUUCAGUUUGACCACUACCUAGAUUAAAGCUUGUUUACAUUGAGUUAUGGUUCAACAUAACUUUAGAUAGAAAUUGAAACCUUUUUUGUACAUCUUGUAACCAUAGUAAACACUGAUUUUGGCAGUUAUUACCUUAAAAGUUUACAGUGAUAUUAACUAGUAAGUGGUUGAAUGCCAUAUUAGCUGUUGUCUGACUGUAGCUACAAAGCCAACUUGAAAAAUGGCCCUGCGUGUAUGAUAAAUAAUAUGGGGGACACCCUUUUCCUCUCUGACUUCAGGAGGUAAAAAGGGGUUACACUCUGCAUGGACACAGGGAAAAAUAACAAGCUAAGAUUCAAGAACUGAAAAACGAUCUCCUCAUUGUAAACUACAUGUGUCAUGUAUCACUAUGCACAUCUCCACACAUUGAUCGUGAAUAAGGCAUAGACUUCUGCUGGGUUGUCUAAAUUCCAGCCAGGAUAUACGUUUUAAUCCCUCGAUUCAUUCGUCACUCUGGUUCUGGCCGUACAGAGGUACACGCAGGCACAUCCACAGUCAGUCUGUAGCCUCUGGGAAUUUUCUAACUGUUAAAUCGAUCCGGCUGCUCAUAUUCUUGCCGUCCUUCAACAACCUUGUGUCUCAUCGUUGUCUGCAAAAAAAUGGAUCCUUCAGUGGUGAAUAAGGUUUCGAGUAAAAAAGGAUUGGGCAUUAUCAGAGUUGGGACUAAAUGUUGUGUUAAAACAGUAAUCUAAAACGCAUUUUCAGUUAGGUUAUUGAAGAGGAUGCUGGGUUUACUCUCUACUUUUUCUAUGCACAUAAAAGCACCCAGUGCGUCAGCAGCCAGAUAAUCAAAGCAAAACAAAAACACUAUUGUGAUAUAUCAGCAUCAUAGAUGCAUUUCUGGGAAUACUCAGUACUUUGAUUGGGGCUGUGCGGGGUGACAGUGAUCUAAUAGAGUUCACAUUCCUGGCUCGAGGGUUGCCUAUUCCCGUCUGUGGAUCUGUUGGUUCUGUUUACAGUCACCAAAUUUUCUGACUAUGGUCUAAUGAUCCUGCUUUGCUUAUAGAAUUAUUUAUCUGCACUACAGCUGCAUGUUUAGCAAUCACUAUCAGCUUGUAUAAUAGAGCGCCUGAGCUAAUUGUUCUGAAUGUGGAUGUGUUUACAGUCUAUGCCAUCCAUUCAGUCUUAGCGUAUAUUUGUUUGAGAAUACAAAGAUUCAGGGUACUUUUUGCUUAGUUGCUUCGCUUAACCAAGCAGGCUGUUGAUUUCUAAAAGCAAAACCUUUACUGUUACAGAUUUUGACACGUCUUCCUGACAUUCAUAUGAGUGGUAAUGAUGCAGGAGGGCAGGGGCGAAUAAGAUGGGAAGUCACUACUGCAGUUCCUGUGUAUUCACUGUCGAUGUCAAUCACACAGUAUGGCCGCCAUCCUGUGGUGGGUUUGUGUAACUACUUCAGAAAAAUAAAUUGAAGUUGUUUCAGCGGU